Abrus precatorius (Indian licorice) is the source of this 1707-nucleotide messenger RNA. Its product is annotated as protein ECERIFERUM 2-like. The transcript has 2 exons. Gene Ontology annotation, molecular function: acyltransferase activity, transferring groups other than amino-acyl groups. Lineage: Eukaryota; Viridiplantae; Streptophyta; Magnoliopsida; Fabales; Fabaceae. Bases 144 to 1445 code for a protein of 433 amino acids. The record is from RefSeq and is a predicted model, not a curated record.
ACCCAUACACACGUGUCUUUAAGGGGAAAACUCUACCUACUGCAUUUUCCCUUCAAAAGAUUCAAAGGAACGGUGCCCUUUCAAACCAAUAUGUACUACACAUUCUAUCUCACCCCUCAACUCUCACUCAUUGGUUCAUUAUCAUGGAAGAAAACCAACCUCCAUUGAGCUCCAAGAUCUCAACAGUGGUACCCGCAACCUCACGACGCGAUGAAAACAGCGCGUGGCAUCUGAGCAACAUGGACCUGCUCGUGAAGCUCCACUACAUCAGAGCCGUUUAUUUUUUCAUCAACGACGCAGCACUGGGGCUCUCAAUUUGCGACCUCAAGGAACCCAUGUUCCUUCUCCUCGACGACUUAGCGCACUUAUCAGGUCGGAUCCGAGUGGAGGAAUCGGGUCGAGCCUUCAUAAAGUGCAACGACGCCGGCGUGCGCAUCGCUGAGUCCCACAGUGACAUGAUCCUUGAAGAAUGGUUCAACCAAAAUGGGUAUUCCACUGAAGAUCUUGUCCAUGAUCACAUGCUUGGUCCCGACCUUGGUUUCUCUCCUUUGGUUUUCGUCAAGUUCACUUGGUUCAAAUGUGGAGGGCUCUGUGUGGGACUCAGCUGGUCUCAUGUCCUUGGAGAUGCUUUUUCAGCUUUCAACUUCAUCAACAAGUGGAGCCAAAUACUGUCAGGUCAAAUGCCACCAAAAUCUCUUCUUAUGCCAAAUCACAAAGAAGCCAAAUUCCUACACAAUUCAAAUUCAGGGAAUCCCAUUUCUGUUAAAAGGGCUAAAAUUGUUGAACAACACUGGCUUGCUACUAAUGACACCAAAAUGGGUACUCACUCUUUUCACAUUAACUCCGAACAACUUGACCACUUGGUAACAAGUGCAUUUCCAUGUGGUGAAAACCAAAUCACCAACAACCCCUUAUAUUUUGAAACUCUUUCAGCAUUGUUGUGGAAAUAUAUAGCUCGCAUAAGGGGUGGCUCUGAGCCAAAGAUUGUGACAAUUUGUACAUAUGGCACUGAUUAUAGAAAAAUUGAUGAUGUUCCCACCAAUGGCUUGGUGUUAAGCAUAGUUGAAGCAAAUGUGGUGGUUGGUAAAUCUGAUGUGUCGGAUUUGGCAAAGCUAAUUGCUGAGGAAAAGAAGGCUGAAAAUAGUAUUGUGGAAAUGUUGGUGGAAGAAAAAGAAGGCACAGAGGAUUUUACAGUUUAUGGAGCAAACUUAACAUUUGUAAAUUUGGAAGAAGCUAAAAUUUACGAGGCCAAUUUGAAUGGACAAAAACCAAUUGUGGCGAAUUGUAGUAUCCAUGGAGUGGGUAAUCAAGGUGCUGUUUUGGUGCUUCCAGCACCAGAAGAUAACAAAGGAAGAAUGAUAACGGUUUCUUUGCCUGAGAAUGAACUUGAUCAACUGAAAGAUAAGCUAGGAGGAGAAUGGGGUGUUGCUUCACAUCUAUUCUAAUGAUCCAAAGCAUCAUUUGGUGGAUUAUUUUCGUAAUUUUGUGAUUUUAUUUGCUCAUGUUUGCUAGCAAUAAGAGUACAAUUAUAAAGAAUUUAGUACCUCCUAAGUGAGGAGAUACAUUUUAAAAGAUAAAAGUGGGACUAUGGUUGUUGAUUAAAAUCAAUGAUUGAGAUUGUGAUAACAUUCAGACACAUGUAUACCAAUUAAGAUAUAAGGUUAUUUACAUCUAAAUCCUUCACUUUCUAAUCAAGUUGUACUUUUA